GCAUACUGACCACAACAGAAAACAAGCAGAAAAGUCACGGGGUCUUGCUUGUCGAAAAGUGAGUGAAUCAUUUGUAAUUCAUGCAGUAUGUAAUGUAAUGGAGCAAUAAUUUUUUGUAAUCAUCCAUCUUUAGCAAAAUCAGAUGAACUAUUUGUGGUUCAAUGGCAGUAAAUAUGCGGAGCAUUUUCUGUGUCUUUAAGGAUAGCAUUUGUUGUCACAAAUUUUCGGAACAGUUGGACUUGUUUCACCAUUUGUAUUUCAUUCAUUGGCUGGUACCCGUGUUGGUAUUUUUUUAACAGAAUGAGAAGCAACUUAAUUCUAAAUAAAUCUGUUGCAUUUAAACGGCAUGAUAAAUAUUGUAAUUUAGACUCUGUGAUAUUUCUGGUAGCUAUAGCAAUGUGAAGCACCAGGUUAGUGAAGUCUCAUGUGUUACCAUACUGGAGGAGAUAUUAUUAAAGCAGUAUGUUGUUUUUCAUUAUUCAUAUGAUUAAGGAAUUUCUUGGAGUGAAGAAAUUAUAAGCACUUUCACAUCGUCAUUUUCACUUGGCUUUUUAAAACCUAUUCCUGUUUAAACCUAUCCCUUUUCAGGUGCAGGGAAUUGUUUCGAACAAACUGAACCAGUUGGAGCGGAUUGAAAGGUGAUAUCGUUACGUUCAUUGGUGUGAAAUCAAGUGGGGGGAAUACUGCUUGCUUCAUUUUUCUCCUUGUCUUAAAAUAUGGGUAAAGUAGAAAUAUCAAACUCUUCGGAAAGUUUCGCGUACUUACCAAAAAUCAUAAAUGGCGGAAUUGCUGGUAUGGUAGGUAUAACAUGCGUUUUUCCAAUUGAUCUAGUGAAAACUCGUUUACAAAAUCAAAGAAUUACUAACGACGGGAAAAUUCAGUAUAAAGGAAUAGUCGAUUGUGCAGAACAAACGUGGCGUCAUGGAGGAAGAACUAUUUUUGCAAAAAUACGAGGGAUUUAUUCUGGUAUCGGAGUAAAUUUGUUACUUAUAACACCCGAAAAAGCUAUAAAGUUAGUCGCAAAUGAUUUUUUCCGAUUCCACCUUGCUGUACCAUAUCAAGAACAGUUACCUGUAAUGAGAGGGAUGAUAGCUGGUGGUGGAGCAGGAUUUUGUCAGAUUAUCGUUACAACACCAAUGGAACUUCUUAAAAUUCAAAUGCAGGAUGCAGGAAGAACAGCAGGUCAAACGGAACCAAAAAAAUUAUCUGCGAUCGGUUUGACAAUGGAUUUGUUAAAAGAACGAGGUAUUUUUGGCCUUUAUAAGGGCAUUGCUCCAACAAUGGCUCGUGAUGUCUCAUUUUCCGUCUUAUAUUUUCCAUCAUUUGCACAUCUGAACAGUUUGGGGCCUCGUUCUAGUGAUGGAAGCGGAGGCACUGUAUUUUAUGCUUCAUUUUUUGCUGGUUUGGUAGCAGCUGCUUUCAGUUCGUUUGCCAUAACGCCAUUAGAUGUAAUCAAAACGCGCAUGCAACUGAUUAGUCGUGGUGAGGGUGAAACAGAAUAUCGGAACAUCCAUGAUGCUUUCAUGAAAAUAUUACGACAUGAAGGCCCGCGAGCGUUAUUUAAAGGUGCGGUAUGUCGGAUGUUGGUAAUGGCUCCGCUUUUCGGUAUUGCACAAAUGGUGUAUUAUAUAGGAAUCGCAGAAUUUAUCCUUGGUAUUCCAAAGACUUCCCAUUAAUUUAUUUCUGUUUCUACUUAGAAUGCGUCUCAGUUCAUUUAUGCAUAUCUUAUUGUUUCUUUCUUGCAAUCCUAUAUUAUUGCUAAUAUUUCUCGAAAAG
Messenger RNA from Loa loa (African eye worm), 1776 nucleotides. RefSeq names its product calcium-binding carrier protein Aralar1. NCBI's taxonomy places the organism in Eukaryota, Metazoa, Nematoda, Chromadorea, Rhabditida, Onchocercidae. The coding region runs from base 717 to 1676 and encodes 319 amino acids. Gene Ontology annotation, biological process: L-glutamate transmembrane transport; aspartate transmembrane transport; malate-aspartate shuttle. The transcript is spliced from 8 exons. Gene Ontology annotation, molecular function: L-aspartate transmembrane transporter activity; L-glutamate transmembrane transporter activity. The record is from RefSeq and is a predicted model, not a curated record.